Seriola dumerili (greater amberjack) is the source of this 2629-nucleotide messenger RNA. It is a transcript of the gene coq2, whose product is annotated as coenzyme Q2, polyprenyltransferase. Lineage: Eukaryota; Metazoa; Chordata; Actinopteri; Carangiformes; Carangidae. The transcript is spliced from 8 exons. Gene Ontology annotation, biological process: ubiquinone biosynthetic process. The coding region runs from base 143 to 1318 and encodes 391 amino acids. Gene Ontology annotation, cellular component: mitochondrial inner membrane. The record is from RefSeq and is a predicted model, not a curated record.
GGAAAUCACAACAUUAGUGCUGCAACCGCCGGUGUGAUGCCCUCUGUCAUUCAAAAUUAAUAUCUUUUCUUCUUCUGUAACCUACAGUGGGUGACACUUUUUGGGGAAAAAAAGAAUGUCAGUCUGACUUCAGGGAAACACCAUGCUCCAAGCCAAGCUGAUCAGCCAGUUGACUCUGAAUGCCCUGAGGAGGAUUCACCAUGGAGCCUACCCCUGUCUUUACUCACUGUCAGACUGCUUCCUUCAUAAGGAUGGAGUAAGGAUUAAAUAUGGUCUCCACUCAGACUCCAGUGUGUUGAGAAGAGUGUUUUACAGCAAGAGUGCAAUCCGCCCAUCAGUCAGACUACGUGAAACUCAGAAUUAUGGGAGAAGAUCACUCAGUUUAUCAGCUGCUACGAUUGUGAAUUCAGCACCAGCGCCUGUCCAGCCAUACCUCCGAUUGAUGAGGCUCGACAAACCUAUUGGGACAUGGCUGCUGUACCUCCCAUGUACAUGGAGCAUUGCUCUGGCUGCCGACCCUGGGUGCCUCCCAGAUCUGGGCAUGCUCACUCUGUUUGGUACAGGUGCUCUGCUAAUGAGAGGAGCAGGCUGCACCAUCAACGACAUGUGGGAUAGAGACUUCGACAAAAAGGUGUUCAGGACAGCCACUCGACCCAUUGCCUCGGGGGAGAUUUCUCGAAUGCAGGCACUAGUCUUCCUGGGAGGGCAGCUCUCUCUUGCACUUGGGGUUCUCUUGUGUCUCAACUAUUACAGUAUAGCUCUGGGUGCUGCUUCGUUAUCUCUUGUCGUCACCUACCCGCUAAUGAAGAGGAUCACAUAUUGGCCACAGUUUGUGCUAGGCCUCACCUUUAACUGGGGAGCGCUGCUCGGCUGGUCCGCUGUGAAGGGCUCCUGUGAUUGGUCCGUGUGCCUCCCGCUGUAUUUCUCAGGAGUGAUGUGGACGUUGAUAUACGACACUAUAUAUGCACAUCAGGAUAAGGAAGACGACAUCAAAGUAGGAGUCAGAUCUACUGCACUGAGGUUCCAGGAGCAAACCAAACCUUGGCUGAGUGGCUUCACUGUGGCCAUGAUGUCAGGACUGGUUGUAGCUGGGGUCAGUGCUGAACAGACUCUCCCUUACUAUGGUGUACUGUCCACAGUGGCCAUUCACUUAAUGCACCAGAUUUACACAUUGGACAUCAACAAACCCGAAGACUGCUGGAAGAAAUUUGCCUCAAACAGAAACCUUGGACUGCUGUUAUUUUUAGGUAUUGUUGCUGGCAAUUUGUGGAAAGAGAGAAGAGAAACUUUGCUGCAAAAUGAGGAUGCAAUCAGAUGAGUGAGAUAAUCAGUUCACGGCAUAUUUUAUUACAUUCAUGGUACAUCACAUACUACACACAUUAUCUUUUGGGGUUUUAACAAAGCUCCAUAAGAGAUAAAAAAAAAAAGAUGUACUGUAAGCGGUAUAAUUUUAAUCCACACAUUAAAGUAUCUGGAUAAAUUUCUUGCUCAUAAAACAUAAUUUACAGAUGUUGACUUAAAAAAAUCAUGUAUUUUGAGGUCAAAUCAAAUGAUAAAUAAAUUUUACAUAUAUAGUGAACUUCUGAAUUCAAGCCCUUUCUUUAAGUAUCGAUAGAACUGUGCAUCAUUGGUUGUUGUGCACAAAAACAAACAAAAAAACUUAAAUCAUUUGUGAAACUUAAGCAUGUAUUGUUAUUGUUGGUAAAAAAAAAAACUUUAAAGGAGUUAUUUGUAAGUUUUGCUACUGCUACAUAACCAACAUUAGGAUUAAAUUAAACUUGAUUCCUUGAUUUCACUACUUGCUGUCUCCAGCUGUGGAAGCAACCCCUCUUCUUUUGCUUUUAUUUCUACCACCUAUUUUUAUUGUACUGAAGUUAUCAUGCUAACCAGCUAGCUCCAGACUGUCUCUUUAGUUUCCAAUACCAUGUCACUGUAGCAUUCAGGCUGCCUUCAGGAGGACGCAUUGCUCAGAGAGCAAAUUAUAACCUCUUGUCUUGUAAAUGCAACAAUGGCUGAAGAUCUUGCCAAGACUGUUCAGUAAACAGCUGCAAUAACAAAACUGGCAGAUAGCUCCUUUAAACCUGCAAUAACUGCUUUCUGACCACCAGGGAGCAGCAUGUUUCAUUUGAUUCACCUGAUGGAUGUACUGUAAGUCACUGGUGCAACAACUGUUGAGAAAAAUAUCUGGAUCUUUGGUUGACUUUUUUCAUGAGUCACUGGUUUACAUUUCAUGCAGGGUAGGCAGUCACGCACGCUCACACAAUCUGCUGUAAAUGCAGGCUGCAGAACCAAAACAAUUUGAUGAAUGUGGCCAAAAGCUGCACAGACCUGCAGCGUUUGUUGCUUUUUCCAAGUUUGUCUGUGUGCUGCUCUCUCACAUGACAUAGUGCCAUUUAUUUCAAUGUUAAUAUGAAAAAUAUCACUUAAUGCAGGUUUAAAUCACAAAAGUCAACUUCAGUUUAUGCUAGCAGAGAUCAACCCUGUAGCCCCAAAUUUUAAAUAUUGUUGAUUUUAUCUGUGAAGUCCAGUUCAUUUAGCAGUAGUAGUGGCUGAAACAUAGUAUGUAUGAAUUCCAGUUACAUCCUAUUCUAAAAUUACUCAAGACAUAGAAUCAUUUGAAUAAAAUUGU